GGUAUCUCAAGCUCAUUUGUGUUGCAAUUAAAUUUGGAGAAAUUUUAGUAAAAUAGCUCACAAAAUGGUCAACCCAUUUUUAUGAGAAUAGUAAAGUAACGAAUGCAAUUGUUGACUGGUUGCGCAAAUAUCUAAGCAGACAAAUAGACUGCAACAUAAUUUCCAAAAAAGCUAAUUUCAAUUAUUACAUUGUCGGUUCAGAACACUAACUCCAUGUGUUCGCUCACACUGUUGAGAUUUGACGCUCCCAAAUUUGCUCCAUCGUGUCCUUCUGCUCCCCAGUAACGCCACAAAUCCUCGCGAGCGUAUUUAUGUACAAAAGUUUCGAAAGAGAGCUAGUGAGGGAGAGCAGAAUCGUCACCGAACGCAAUGCGUGAGAGUGUCAACAAAUAGGGUACGAGCAAGAUCAUACCUUAAUGACCGGAUAAAGAGUAAAAUCAGAGCCAAAUAAACGAGUCAACAAAAGAAGCAACAAAAAACACACAUCACCCUCUGGCUCUCGCUCUCUCGAUUCACACACAGUAGAAGCUUCAACCACGCGGUACAUUCGCUCUCUCGCGCGCACGGGAGCAUAACGCGAACGAACUUACCCCCGCCAAUCAUAGCGACGGGUGAGUGUGAAAUUCGCACAGGACUCACAGCGAAGCAACCCCAGCAGCAGCAGCAAGCAGCAUCCAGGGCAAAAAUUGGUCACCAUCGAUUUCAGUCAGGUGUAGUCUGCGUUGCGAACUGGUCGGAAGUGUUCUGCCUUUGCUCUCCACCAGCUGGUCAGCGUUUUCACUCAGUGAGUCUGCCUUUUUUUCUGCCUUUUUUGAAUGGUCAAAGUGAAGUGCAAAAGUGUGUGCGAGCAAGUAGGAAAAUUCGCACACAACACCAAAAAAGAAAAACGAAAGCUCAACAAAGCCCUAGAUGUACCGUGUUUGAGGCUGUUCUCAAUCGUAUCGCAUUCCUGCUACUUAGUCAGCAGAUUUAGUUUCGUGGUUUCGUUUCCGUGGUGCGUGUACGUGUGAGUGUUGGCGUUGUAUCGCAAAACAAAAAAUCAAACAGUUCCGACACAAGAGGAAAUGUUCGCAAACGACCCGACAAACAACGCGACGUACCACCAGCCGUGUGAAUUUUCAUUUACCGCCCGAUAAAUGACGUGAAUAGCGCGCGUACAGGUGCUAGGUGACGUGUUUCGUUCGAAAAUCGGGGCCACUUUUGUGCCGAGUUUUCCACCGUAGACCGUGCAACGAUAGUUGUGACGAAAUAUGUGCACGUGUAUGUGUGUGUGAGUGGGUGAGUGAUUGUGCUUGAAGGGCCUUAAAGUCGGAGUCUCAAUCCGACAGGCAAGCGAAACCUUCCACGGCCGAAUACGUUGAAAUUUAUCGAUACACAAACCGUAAACCACAAACGCGCCGUGCGUGAACGAGAGCGAGUUGGAAGCGAACGGGAAGGUGUUACGAACGUGGGCGUGAUCUUCGAAGGGUACCAGUCGACGGGAACGGUGGAAAACCUCUAAACGCAACCAAAGAAAUUACAUCUUCCAGGAUCCAUAAUCGAACGUUACCAGAAUGGCCUCGGGCCAUUUCUUUUGGGCCAUAUUUUACUUCGCUUGCCUGUGCAGUGCAUCGCUUGCCAACAAUGCCAAAGUUAACUUUCGCGAGAAGGAAAAGAAGAUUCUAGAUCAAAUUCUGGGCGCCGGCAAGUACGACGCUCGUAUCCGACCGUCGGGCAUCAACGGAACCGACGAUAAGGCCACACAGGUGUACGUCAACAUGUUCCUAAGAUCGAUCUCAAAAAUCGACGAUUACAAAAUGGAGUACAGUGUACAGCUUACGUUCCGAGAACAGUGGCUGGACGAACGAUUAAAGUUCGAUGACAUCGGAGGCCGCUUAAAGUACCUUACACUGACCGAAGCAAACCGUGUGUGGAUGCCUGACUUGUUCUUCUCGAACGAGAAGGAAGGUCACUUCCACAACAUCAUUAUGCCGAACGUCUAUAUCCGUAUCUUCCCGUACGGAUCGGUACUAUAUAGCAUACGUAUUUCACUCACGUUGGCCUGCCCGAUGAAUCUCAAGCUGUACCCACUGGAUCGUCAGGUGUGCUCGCUGCGUAUGGCAAGUUAUGGUUGGACGACGGCCGAUCUAGUGUUUCUGUGGAAGGAGGGCGAUCCUGUGCAGGUGGUGAAGAAUCUGCAUCUGCCCCGGUUCACGCUGGAGAAGUUCUUGACCGAUUACUGCAACAGCAAGACCAACACCGGUGAAUACAGUUGCCUGAAGGUGGAUCUGCUGUUCAAGCGCGAGUUCUCGUACUAUCUGAUCCAGAUCUACAUCCCCUGCUGCAUGUUGGUCAUCGUGUCCUGGGUCUCGUUCUGGCUCGAUCAGGGUGCGGUACCGGCUCGGGUGUCGCUCGGCGUUACCACCCUGCUUACGAUGGCGACGCAAACGUCGGGCAUCAACGCAUCGCUACCGCCCGUCUCCUACACGAAAGCCAUCGACGUGUGGACCGGCGUCUGUUUGACGUUUGUGUUCGGGGCACUGCUCGAGUUUGCCCUGGUCAACUACGCGUCCCGUUCAGCGGAUAGGGCAGCAGACAUGCACCGAGAGAAUAUGAAGAAAAAGCGCCGCGAAAUGGAACAGGCCAGCCUGGACGCGGCUUCAGAUCUGCUGGACACCGACAGUAACGCCACCUUUGCGAUGAAACCGCUGGUGCGCCACCCUGGUGAUCCGUUGGCACUGGAAAAGCUUCGCCAGUGCGAAGUGCAUAUGCAGGCCCCGAAGCGGCCAAACUGCUGCCGUAGCUGGCUGUCAAAGUUCCCAACCAGCCCCUUCAAAAAGGUGCCGUGUCUGGGACGAGGACAAUGUUCGCGCUCGAAACGCAUCGACGUUAUCUCGCGGAUAACGUUCCCGCUGGUGUUUGCCCUGUUCAACCUGGUCUACUGGAGCACCUAUCUCUUCCGCGAAGAGGAGGAGGACUAAGCGAGUAACGAAGUUGCAAUAGCAAAACCCACGUAGCAGAAUAGCACCAUGUCCACUAUUGCUCUAAGUGACCGGUUCCAGCAAACACUACGUGCUACGUCAGCUCUCAGCAACCCUAGAUGGUAACGGUGCGUGAGAUGACUUCGAACGUAAACGCAACACGCUUUACAUGCCGACGGUUGGAAGGAUGAAGCAGCAAACGGUCGCCAUGGCAACACGCAUACAGUCAAUCGCUCAACAACAACAUCAACAGUCAUAACGCACUAAGUCUACGAUCGUGCCGUAAAUGUUACGCACGACAAACAAUGUUACGCACAGUUUCAUCAGCACCGCAAUAAGCUCAGCUCAGUAUAUCAACUCACACCCCCCCAAUAAAAACAACAACAAAUCAAGCAUGCCUGUUAAUAUGUAGCACAUAGUUCGGUUUAUAGCAAAAGCAGCAGCAUUUAUGGAGAGAAAUAAAACAAUUAUACCGGUUCACACAAAAUACCCGUUCACUGCACAGCAGUAAUCAACACUUCUAACUUCUCGCCACUAUCAUGGUGAGCUGAUGGAAUCAGGUCUAGUCAUACAAGGACAGCAACACAGUAGAGCCACGUCGCGACAGGAUAAUGUUUCAUUCUAAGGCAGGAUCAUUUCUUCAAGACAGCGCCGAAAAAGGUAGAGUUGUUAGGGGAAUUGCAUACUUUCAGGCCCAAAGGAAAAUUAUUUCACUCUCAUCGUUUAUAUUAAGGUCAUGUUCAACUAUAUGCUCAACUCAUUUUAGUUCACCCAUCGGUCACACAGAAACACGCACACCUAAGUAAACCCCAUGCUGCCAUUUGCUCGGUUUCUUCGGUAGUUUGGACAGACAGAGUGCCUUUAGCUUGGAAUUAGUUCACCUUUUCAUCGGUAAGCUCAACAGUUCGGUUUUGUUUCUAUUCUAUUGUUUUCCUCAGACAAGGCAGGAAGAGGUUGUAACGGUACGGUAAGCACACAUUAAUCACACAAAAAUAUACAUUCAGUGUACGUCCCGAUCUCAUUAAGCUAGUGCCAUAGUUGUUAAAACAUUUGCGGUUGUGAAUGCGGACCGGGACAAAUCACACGUACAAGCAUACACACAAAAACACACACGUUGUCGGUUUUUCUUUGCCAGAAACAAAUCCAUGUUUUCCAACAUUCGUUUGUUCUUUGAAAACCAAAAACAGACCGUUAAACUUGUUCAAAAAUGGCUUAUUCGAAAACGAAAUUAUAGGCACAAUUUCUUGCACUGGGAAGAUUUUCUAUCCUUACUAAGAACUAUACUGCUAAAGCAACAAUCAGACAGAUGUGCGUGCUUUUGUUGUCCUUUUACGUCGCCAAGUUUUGUUUUAUCCUGUUGCUCAUGUUGCAUAGUAAAAAACAAACAAACAAAAGAGAAUUAAAACUACCAAUACAAUAGUAAGUACCCGUAGAGCGUUUGGGACGCAGUCCAACAUUAUGAAGUGCUAGUGCGUGCGAGGUGUUGCAAAACCGUUUGGUAUUUUUGUACAAAAACAAAACGCAUUACAAAAAAAAACAAACGAAAAAAAACUCUAUGUGCGAAACAAGCAAAAGGAAAACAAUGUUCUUUCAUAAAGCUAUAUCCAAAACAAAACAAUUUAAAUACGCAUAUACUAAUGCAGUAAUCACCUAGGCAUGGAAGGGAGGCCACACAGAUAACACAAUGCAAACAAUCGUAUAAACUAUUCACGUGCAGGAAGAUAAAUAGUUCACCAGUUUUCUUAAACGUAUAAAGGCACUAAGCAUUAUAAAAACGAAACAACAACACACACACACCCACACAGCAGGAAGCGAAACACGAGCGAUAAUUAGCGAAGGAAGAAAACUUUAAUGUAGUGGAUUAAAUUAAAGCAAACAAACAAACAAAAAAACCAAGGGGGAAACUCUUUAAAAAAUUACAGGGUCAUAGCUAUUGUUGGCACGAAAGCACAACAUUAAGUAAAACGAGAUUCUAUCAUCACCGCUAACAGAUUAUAAACUGAUAACAAGAUCGUGUAAAGUAUAAGCAGCAAAUGAAUAACAAACAAGCUAUCCAUAGUGAACACUAUGAACAACCACUACACACAGGACACCAGCACGUCAAAAGAAAAAAACAACACACACACACGAUCGCAGCAACCCUAGGGGAUAAAUCUUAGUACUGUAAGCGAAAGACAUGUCAAACAAAUCGAACGAAGAUUAUUUUAGAUGUUAUAAAUGGUAGAGUAUCACUUUACUGUGCUGUGUGCGAAUGCGCGUAUUGAACGGAAAAUGAAUGGAACCGGUGUGCGUGUGUACAUGUGUCCGUGUGUGUGUGUGUGUGUGUGUGUGCAUUUAGAAGAUAAACGAAAGUGGAAACGAAAGUGUGUAGUAAGGUAGAACAAACAAAAUGGAAACGAAAUGGCGUAUGAUGCGGAAGAAAGAAUCGUACCGAAACAAAAAUGGCGCAAGUUAGCUGAUGGCGUGUUAAAGCAUUACCGAAUCAAAACAACAACAAAAAAAACAAAAACCAAAACUGAAAACUGUUCUCUGUAGUGUUUUUUUCUAAGUAAGUACACAACAAGAAAAACAUAAGAAAUCUUUGCUAGAAAGAGAGAGGGGAAGAUAGGGAGAGAGAGUGGAAGAGAGAUGAUAGAGGUAGAAAAACAAAAACAAAAAACUUUAACAAGCUAGAUCCCAGCCAUUCGAUGAGCUGCGUUAUGUGGUUGCACGUGUUUUUAUAUGAAAUUUUAAAACGUAUUUUCUAGAUCAAAACGCUCUAGAGACCGAAUCCUGGAGGGAUCCGGCUGGGUAUGAAGAAAAAAAAAAAUGCGCGAACAGAAUGUGGAAUCAAAUAAGCGAGUGUGAACUAGAACUAGAUCUUCUUCAUGCGCUAGAUAGUUUGUUUUCUUUCCGUUCGUUUCUGUUUGUUGUUUGUUUUUUGCUUAGCAAAUUUUCCAAACAAACAAAAAAUCCACCAUUUUGGGUUCAUGAAACAAUAUACACGGUACGAGCCGGGCCCGUACCACCGAAAGGUUUUGUUUGUUUGUUUCGAGCGAGGGAAGGCGAUCGGAAGUGACACAAAAAUGGUAGUUUCUGCUAGUUCUGGAUGUUAAAACGAUGAGAAAAAAAAUAUAUACGCAGUGUAUAGUUUACAACAUUUUCACGCAGCAUUGCGAAAUUCGUAGUUUCAGCAGCGAACCCAGCAGGUCGCGAACAAAACAAAUCGAAUUUUGCCCACUAAACUGUAUAGUUCGAAUCGGGUUUGUGGUUAUAUUUUGCCGUUGCCGUGGCGACCGUUGUAGGGUUUCGCCCGCCGGACUGAAAUAUUUCCAUUUCAUAAUGAAAGAUUUCAUGCACGCGUGCGUGUGCAGCCGUUGUACGGUGUUGUAUGUGGCCUUCCCUUCUUGUCGGCCGGCUCAUCGGAUUUUAGAAAACGAAGCAAACAAAAAGCAAACUCACCCUGUCCGGCGUUAAUGCGAUAUUAUCGUCGCGUAAUAUUUUGUUUAAAUGUGUUGUGAGGUGUUAUAUGCAUACUGUUAGCCGCUGUUUCUCUGUAUCGCGUUGUAUCACUUCGUGCAGCAAAGCAGCAAAACAAAAAUGGGACGCUCUGUAAGCGCGUGUCCAGGACACGUGUACCGGCGUGGUGCAAGACGUGGGUGCACACAAGCAAAAGCAGAGCAAAACCUACUGAAGUAUCGCUAAUCGAGUGUAAUAAACAAUCAAAGAGAAAAUCUUAUCUACGUAAAUAUGGCAAAAGGUGUCAAACAAUCUGUCUAUAAAAACAUAAAACUGUAGAUUUUCCUACGUGACGUUGGUGUUAAGUGGGGUGAAAGGUAGAAGAAAAAGAAGAAGAAGAAGAAGAAAAAAAACCCUUGUAACUGUGGUGCUGUGCAUUAAACAAAAAAAAAUGAAAACAAAAAAAAAACAACACAAGAUUUUAACGAAAAUGUUAUUCGUAUUCGAGCCGAAUCCCAUACACCGAGAACCAUACGGCCUAGCUGCGUUGGUUCGUAACCGAAAACAAAUAUUAAGCAGAAUCUAACUGAUAGCAGCUAAUUAUAUUAAAGUUGUACGACGAGCAGCUCCACACAAUUGGCAUCUUCCAACCGUUCUGCCAUUGCCACUUUACACGGAACUUUAACGGCAAGUAGGUUUGCCAGCGAGCCACUGAUAUACCAUCAAGCAAGAUGUUGUCCAUAAGAAGCCUAGAAGCCGAACUAACGAUAUACUCUCAAUAUACUCUCCCAGCACACCUUUCUCAGCUGCAAGAGCGAAAAAAAAACACAAACCUAAUGCCCAACUAAUGUCGGUCAGCGUGUUUGACCAACCGAGGGCAGGAUGAAGGACGGUCAAGAUAUCAGCACAAAUGGGAGAGUAAAUCGUGUAGUAAGAAACCCCGUAAUGUACUUGUGUAAAAUAUACUAGUGUCGAAUCUUUGAACGUUUCAUGUUACAAAAAAACAAACAAAAAAAACACACACACACAAAAACUGCAAACACAAAACUCCCCGUGCGGAUGUGCAUGGCAGCGCCAAAACCAAAAACAAAAAAUUAAAUAAAACUAGAUUUAAAAACAAAAGCAAAAAACAAUGAGAUAUAAAUGCCCAUGGUCACUGAUUUCAUGCCGUGGGCACACUGACGAUGGUGGAUCAGUUUGAAUGAGGAUGAUGUCUAUCGAUAAGUAGUAGUUUACUUAAAUGCACGUUUCUCACACGAUGGAAGAAAACAUAUGUGACCGCAGCAGCCAGCCAGAGAGGGAAUACUGUUUCGUUUUAUCGCUAAACCACAGCUCACUGCGAUGCAACGCGGAAAACUGCACAGUAUGAAUCGGCAUGGAAAAGGGAAAUACAAUUAUAUAGGAAACCAGGAACGAACAGGAUGCUAUUGUUUGUAUAGUGAUGGAGGGAGGAAGGGAGAGGAGGAUGGGAUAAUGCAAAACAAAAAAAAAACAUGGGAAAAACAUGAAAAACAACAAAUAAUGAAAAACCCGAUUGAAUGCGAUACACGUGUUAAUUGUUUGACAUUUUGAAAUAUUUCAUUAUUUCGCUGCAUCAGCAUGGUUGCUGCUGUUCUUGGGUCAAUUGUUUCAUACACAAUUAUCUUCCGUUGUUCUUGUUAGUGUUCUUAAUGCACUAGAUCUCUAUCUCCAUGCGUCCCCAUUUGCUAAGCUCGGUUCCCUGUGUCUCUCGUUACUACGCUACAGCGUUUCGCGUUGUAGUUUUGUUAUUAUUACUAUAAAAUAAUGGUUAUACUACAUCAGCUUUACGGUACGUUUUAUUGAUCAGCUUCAUUCGUUCCAUCAGCGUUAUCAAUUAGACACGAUCAGGAAUGCGGCACUGGCUCUCUCUCUCUCUCUGUCACUAGCGCGAUGCAUAGUCUCGUAUAAGUUAGUUUAUAAAUUAGGAUAAACAAAAAAAAACACAAGAAAAGGCUAACACUAAUUGAUUACCGAUAGUGGAGCGCGGAACGUGAAUGAGUGGGAUAGCGAACAAAAAAAAAACACGAGCCGGAACGGAUGAAGAAUUAAGCAGAAAUAAAUUAUAUACAAAAAACCGAAAACACGAAA
This is a messenger RNA of Anopheles funestus (African malaria mosquito), 8507 nucleotides long. RefSeq names its product glutamate-gated chloride channel (gene GluClalpha). Gene Ontology annotation, molecular function: transmembrane signaling receptor activity; extracellular ligand-gated monoatomic ion channel activity; chloride channel activity. NCBI's taxonomy places the organism in Eukaryota, Metazoa, Arthropoda, Insecta, Diptera, Culicidae. Gene Ontology annotation, biological process: chemical synaptic transmission; nervous system process; regulation of membrane potential. The transcript has 13 exons. Gene Ontology annotation, cellular component: neuron projection; membrane; synapse. Bases 1554 to 2960 code for a protein of 468 amino acids. The record is from RefSeq and is a predicted model, not a curated record.